Metschnikowia bicuspidata var. bicuspidata NRRL YB-4993 is the source of this 1470-nucleotide messenger RNA. RefSeq lists its product as uncharacterized. NCBI's taxonomy places the organism in Eukaryota, Fungi, Ascomycota, Pichiomycetes, Serinales, Metschnikowiaceae. The transcript has a single exon. The coding region runs from base 1 to 1470 and encodes 489 amino acids. The record is from RefSeq and is a predicted model, not a curated record.
AUGUCUGCAUUUCUUCUCCUCUCGGCGCCUGCGCUCAAAGCGCCUCGUGCAUCUUCCCACUCGUCGCAAAGCACGAGUAACCGGAGCGGCAAGGCCUCGUCGGUACGCAUGGCGCCCUCCCGCACGUCCAUGCAAUCUGCAGCUGCAGCACCGUCGACGGUGUCCAGCGGCUCACGUGAGCGCAAGUACUUUGACCCCGACACACUCGCCUACGUGGACGCGCACGCCCACUUAUCUCUAUUUGAGCGCAAGCUCAUGUGUUUCAGCGACGCCGUGGCUGCAGCCAAGGCCAAGUCGGUGGGCGAGCCCUUGACCAAGGCGUUGAACGACGCAACACGCAGCAGUCAGGGCCUGUGCGGGGGCGGCCCGCUCCUCACCACGGACAACCUCGAGAUCUUGCAGUACAACUACUACGAGAAGUUCACGCCGGACGCGGCGUCCAUCAAGAACCACUUGCGCUUCAAGCCGCCGGCGUACUUGCACGUGAUGCUCGCGGACGAGCAGGUCGACAGGGCCAUCCGGCAGGACGAGGCGUCGGCCAGCCCCCGCCAGCAGGACCCCAAGCCGGGCCCCGGCAAGCCCCGCAAAAACAGGCCGGUGCCCAGGACGCACAGCCUGAACAGGCUCAACCAGUACACGAAAAUGUGCCAGGACAUGCCCAUGCCGCAGGACAAGGAGUGGCCCCCAAAGCCCUCGUCGCUUGCCGAAGAGGCCAUCCGCGGCAGGGUGGCCGCCAUGCAGCGCCGCCUCACGUGCCCGGCAGCGCAGACGGCCGACUACUGCGUCAGCGUGCGCGACGCCCUCCAUCUCCUGCUGUUCUGGGACGACGUGUACCACGACAUGCGGUGCGACACGCUCGGCGAAGACUACUACGCGUGGCUCCCGCCGCGCGAGACCACGCAGCGCCUUUUCCUUGCGCUCCUCGACUUUGCGCUCUCGCGGCUCCGCGUGGUGACGUGCCCGCUCUCCGCCGCCGAGGCCGGCGACUUGAAUGCGGACGAGCGCCACGAGUUGGCCCGCAACCAGUUUUUCUACUUGCAGAAGGCGGACGGCGCGCUCGUCGGGUGUCUCUUGGCGUUUCUCCGCGACCACUUCUUGGAGCAGAUCGCCGUGUUUGUGGUGUCCCCCAAGAUGACGGGUGUGCACGAGCUCUUGGCCGUGGUGGGGGCCCGCAUGUGCGACAACCUCAAGCUCCAUUUCUACGGGCACUCGCGGGCCGAGGCCGUCACGGCGCUUUUCCACGAUUUCCUCGUGGGCGUGUUGGACGCGCUCUUGCAGGACGCGGACCGGCCAGACCCGCCGCCGGAGACCUGCUCGCUGUCGCAGUAUUCGCUGGUGGCGUCUGUGUUUGAGCCCGUGACGACCGACGCGGGCCACAGCGCCGUGCUGCGGGUGCUGGAGUCGGAGCCGCCGCCAAAGACCGGGGGCAAGCGGUCCAAGUGGGGUUUUUUGAGGCGCUCGAAAAAGUAG